ACCACUAACAUGUCUUUAUUGUUCCUCAGGCAUCCCACCUGACCAGCAGCGUCUGAUUUUCGCUGGCAAACAGUUGGAAGACGGUCGCACACUUUCAGACUACAACAUUCAGAAAGAGUCCACCCUCCACCUGGUGCUGCGUCUCAGAGGAGGCAUCAUCGAGCCGUCCCUCAGACAGCUGGCCCAGAAAUACAACUGCGAGAAGAUGAUCUGCCGCAAGUGUUACGCCCGUCUGCACCCACGUGCCGUCAACUGCCGCAAGAAGAAGUGCGGCCACACCAACAACCUGCGUCCCAAGAAGAAGCUGAAGUAGACUGGAGCAUCGACGUGUUUCAGGAGCUUUGUUCAAAUAAAAUGUUGCUGAAAACA
This is a messenger RNA of Sinocyclocheilus rhinocerous, 369 nucleotides long. Its product is annotated as ubiquitin-60S ribosomal protein L40. Gene Ontology annotation, cellular component: ribosome. NCBI's taxonomy places the organism in Eukaryota, Metazoa, Chordata, Actinopteri, Cypriniformes, Cyprinidae. Gene Ontology annotation, molecular function: protein binding; structural constituent of ribosome. The transcript is spliced from 3 exons. Gene Ontology annotation, biological process: translation. The annotation marks the transcript as partial. The record is from RefSeq and is a predicted model, not a curated record.